GUCCACUGGGUGAAGCCAAAGGUGUGAGUGUGCAAUGUCGACUACUUGUCAAGGCAAAGUGAGACAUGCUGCCAAAAGGACUACAAAAAUGGCCGCAGCUCUACGAGACCGGAAGGACAAACAGAACUCCAAACUCCAGAGCAGCCGGUAGCGGCAGAUUCUGCAAGCGAGCGUCUAAAUUCCGACGUGGGUGGGCGCAGGCUGCAGGGUCGAAUCUUCUCACUAACUUUGCGACACGAGCAAAGCCAGGAAGAUGAAGACCAUGCUGCUGCUGGCUUCACUGCUCUUGUGCGCCCUUGGCCAAGUGGACCAUUUCCCACCAGGAGACCAUUUGGAUGACCACUUUGAUUUCAACAUGGCACCGCACAGAGUUCCACGACAGGUGAAAAACAUCCUGGUGAAGGAGGCCAGACCUCACGUCCAGGAGCUGUCCAUCAACACCACCGUCAUCUCCCGCUACGCCUUCACGGCGGUGCGCUGCGUCAUGCUCAACCGGCACGCCGCCGCCGGCGAGGGUGUCUUCCGCUUCCCCGUGCCGGCCGGCGCUUUCGUCUCCAACUUCACCAUGAUCAUCGCAGGGCGUGUCUACCGGAGUCGGGUCGCGCCGAAGGAGCGGCGGAGGCUCAAGCGGCCAGACGGAAAAGCUCGGGACAAAGAGUCAGGUGACCCCAGUUCGGAGGUGUUCCGGAUGGGGGCCAGCAUUCCGGGCGGCGAGCGGGCCGUCUUCCUGCUCGAGUACGAGGAGCUGCUGCAGCGCCGGCUGGGCCGUUACGAGCACGUGACGGCCCUGCGGCCGCUGCAGCUGGUCAGCCGCCUGCGGGUGGACGUCACCGUGGUGGACCACUUGCCCAUCACCGCCCUGGAGGUGCUUCCUCUCCGCCGAAGCGGCGGGACCGGCCCGGCCAGGGCGCCAGCCAAGACGGAUCCUCCCGUCACCACGACGGUCCGAAGGGAAAAGAACGCCUGCAAGGUCACCUUCGGCCCCAACAUCAUUCAGCAGGCCAAGAUCACCACCGACGGCAUCCUGGGGGAUUUUGUCGUCCGCUACGACGUCCAGAGGGACACGGCGGUCGGAGACGUGCGGGUUCAAAAGGGCCACUUUGUCCACUACUUUGCGCCCAAAGACUUGCCGGCCGUGCCCAAGAACGUGGUGUUUGUCAUCGACACCAGCGCUUCCAUGUUGGGUGCCAAGAUCAAACAGACCAAAGACGCCUUGCUGGCCAUCCUGCGCGACCUGCGAGCCGUCGAUCGCUUCAAUUUGAUCAGCUUCUCCAACAAGAUCAAAGUGUGGCGAGCCAGCGGCCCGGUGCCCGUCACGCCGCUCAACAUCCGAGACGCCAAGAAGUUCAUCUACGCGCUGAUGCCGAGCGGAGGCAGCAACACGGACGGCGCCAUCCAGAGCGCCUCGGCUCUUUUCCGCCAGCGCCUCGACGGCGUCUCGCUCGUCAUCUUCCUGACGGACGGACGGCCCACGGUGGGCGAGUCGCAGUCGGCGGCCAUCCUGGGAAAGACCCGCUCGGCCGCGCUAGACAAGUUCUGCGUCUUCACCGUCGGCAUCGGCGCCGACGCCGACUACAAGCUGCUGGAGCGCAUGGCCCUGGAGAACUGCGGCGCCACGAAGCACAUCCGCCACGGAGACGACGCCAGCGCCAUGCUCAGAAGCUUCUACGAGGAGAUGGCCACUCCGCUGCUGUCCCACGUCAGGAUGGACUACGUGUCCGCAGACGGCGUCACCCGCCACUUCUACGCCAACUACUUCAACGGCUCCGAGUUGGUCGUCGCCGGCAAGUCGGGCGCCGCCGAGGCUCUCCGCGUUCGGGUCACGGCCGACAACGACGACAAGAAGCUCGUCCUGGAGACGGACGCGGCGCUGCGGCGGCGGGAGUCGGAGGCCGACGAGCUGGUGAAGGCGGCGGCCCGGAGCUUUCCCGAAUCGGGGGAAGCUUUGAAGCGGCUGGCGGCGGACUUGGCGGAGCGCGUGUGGGCGUUCCUGACGCUCAAGGAGGAGCUUCGUUUGCGUCUGCUCGGCCGAACCAGCCGGGAGAGGGAAGAACACGUCCGGCGGGCCACCGACCUCUCCCUGGCGUACCGCUUCCUCACCCCUCUCACCAACAUGCUGGUGGACGAGGUCUCGUCGGACGGCGACGAGGUGCCAGACGACGACGACGACGAAGGAACGUUACGCGAAGAAGUCGACAGACAGAGUUUAACUCUGAGAGAUCAAGUUGACAGGAGACCCGCCAAGAAGUCCCUCACCAUCUCCAAAACAUCAGCCGAUGGCGAUCCUCACUUUGUGGUGGACUUCCCUCUCAGCAAGACGGCCGUCUGCUUCAACAUCAACGGCGAGCCCGGCCACGUCCUCCGCCUGCUUUCCGAUCACAAAUUCUCCGGCGUGACGGUGAACGGCAAACUCAUCGGCACGCCGCCGCCGGCGGGCAGCCGUAAGCGUCGGCGCACCUAUUUUAGCAGCAUCGCGGUGGUGGUGGACCGCCCCCGCCGCGCCUACGUGGAGGUGACGCCCACCAAGGUCAUCCUGGACGGCGCCGACCGCCUGGUGCUGCCGUGCCACUCCAGCGCCUCGGUGGAGAGCGGCGCGCUGUCGCUGGCCAUCGUCGGCGGCCGCAACGUGACGCUGAGGAUCGGCGCCCGCGUGGCCUUGGUGGUCCUGCUGCACCUCUACAAGAACCCGGCGCCCUACCAGAGAGACCACCUGGGCUUCUACAUCCAAGACAGCGAGGGGCUCUCGCCCGGCUGCCACGGCCUGCUGGGCCAGUUUCUGCACCAGGAGGUGAGCGUCGUGGAAGGAGAGGCCGGGGACCGUCCCUCCUCGGCGCUCCUGAAGGUGAGGGGCCGCUCGGUGCCGGUGGUCCGCAAGAGCCGGCGCAUCUACGGCGGCGCGCACAGCGUGGACUGCUGGUUCGCCGGCAACAACGGCGCCAAAGUGGUGGACGGGCGCUACGAGGACUACGUGGCCUCGCACAUGUUCGACACGGGCGACGGGCCGCACGGGAGCAACGCGUGAGAGAAGCCCCCGCUUGGUUCAGGUACUCUUUAGGACCCUGGUGUCUUCUCUUUUUCUACUGGACAUUUUUAUACGGUCAACUUUUUACGGUCAGUACUAGUUCUCAACAAGCCAGCCGUCUUCCUGCGUCAGUCAACUUUUAUUUUGGGCCACACAUUACAUUCUGUAAGGAGCACCUUGUGACCACUGGCAGACAUAA
This is a messenger RNA of Syngnathus acus (greater pipefish), 3221 nucleotides long. It is a transcript of the gene itih5, whose product is annotated as inter-alpha-trypsin inhibitor heavy chain 5. NCBI's taxonomy places the organism in Eukaryota, Metazoa, Chordata, Actinopteri, Syngnathiformes, Syngnathidae. The record is from RefSeq and is a predicted model, not a curated record. Gene Ontology annotation, molecular function: serine-type endopeptidase inhibitor activity. The coding region runs from base 254 to 3022 and encodes 922 amino acids. The transcript is spliced from 16 exons. Gene Ontology annotation, biological process: hyaluronan metabolic process.